AUGACUGCUUGGCAUCAAAUCAUGUUUCUAUCGGAGGGUUUUCCUGAUGGAUCAGAGGAGCGGAUUUCAGAGAAGGCUCGCAAAGCAGGUGCUGCUCGCGCAGAAGUAGACGCUCUCAAGACGAAACUCAAAACACACGCAGAUUACGACGAGGAAUUCACUGAUGGCAUCAUCUCCCGGAACCUGUACCUUGAACGCUUGUGGAACAAGGUUGCCGCCUCAGCUCCGAACAGCGAGCAUCCCAUCGUGCAGCUACCAGGGACUUGGUUCGCGUCCCGGAUGACUCGCCCGAAAAAUCCCUCAGAAAAUGAAAGCGGAUCGUUCUCUGCAUGCACAUGUUACGUGUUGCACGGCAUGCUGGUCAUGAUACAUGUCAUGCUCAUUGUGUCUUAUAUAUAUCGCUGGGAACACAAUGUGACUCUCUCGUUCACGCCCACGAACGCUGAUUUUUGGCCCGUGGUGCUGAGUGCUUCACUACAAGCAUUUUACACACUCUACACAGCUGUUCUGGUCUUCCUUACCCAACGGCUUGCGAUGUCAAGGGCGCUUGUACGCCGUCUGAAAUUAACUACCAUACACGACAUCUCCAGCGCAUGGGCAGGCCUUGGUUCCGCACUCAGUAGUGUCUGGAAACAAACUCAUAUAUCUGCAUCAUUGUCGGCAACCACUGCUGUGACAACCUACCUUGUAUGCAUUUCCGUGCUGCAUGUCACCUCUUCCACUCUCCUACAAUUUCAAACAUUCAAUUCUUCUAUUACAACUAAUGUUUCAACAACACUAGGAUGGGUGGAUGUAUCAAGUACUACCGAAAACCCGGUAGCUAUCACUGGAUCUUUACCGGCCAUCAGUCGAUUUCCUGGACUUGUCUCUGCAGGGAUAUCCAAUAAUACAGUCUACGACACCCUGCAAACGAGCUCUGUAGUCGGACGUGCAACUGUGAAUGCAACGACGAUAACUUCGAGUUGCGGAUUACUUCCAAAUGUCACAUACUCUCGAAAUAACAACACAGCAACCGCUCCGCUUGGCAGUGGAAAUGUUAUGGUCAUGACUGCGUCUUCCCCCUGGGCAGACCAGAUACGAGUACUUCAAUAUGGGGGCAGUCCGUCGGUCAAUAUGCCUGCUGUCUUGUUAAUGGUCUCUACCUUGUUGGAGAUCGAGCCUUCAGUACAAAAGGAGGUUGCGGUACCGACGAUUUGGGUAUGUCCAGCUGUGAACCAAACCAUUGAAGUCUAUUUCAUGCAAUGCUCACUGUCAACGAACAACACCGCAGUGGUGAUCGACAUGCAAACCAACACUCUAGAGAAUCCUAUGCCUGUCCCGCAGCCAUCCACGCAAUGGGAGGAAACGCUUCAGUGGACAUCUACCGACUGGUCAGAAAAUUGGUUGCCGAAGUUCAAUAAUCCGUUGUCUACACUAGGUGGUAGCGGGUAUCAAUUUAUAGAUCAAUCUGGAUAUACUAGCGAACCCUCAAUUGUGGAUGAGUUCGGACCUUGCUUUCACUAUCAUGCUACUACAAUGCCUUACCUAUGGCCUUUUAUUCUAGGAUUGAAUCUCUCAGCUCAAUAUCUCCAAUCGUCCACCGACUGGGACCAACCUCCCGUUUCUAAUUUCACUCUGAGCCCGGAUAUACUAGAAGCUGCUAUUGCGCAGACAGUUGCGCAACUCACUUGGAUGGCGGGGCGAAUGAAUGGAGGAAUUCAACCUGGCGAGGGGAUGGCCCUUGCCUACGAGGAGGUGAUUGCCUUACGCCUGAAUAUCACCCUUCUUCCUUUGCUAUUUGCGACCUCUGCGUCGGUGAUCAUGUUGGGAUUGGCUCUACACACGACAAGAGCAUUUCAUGCAUCCCGCGACAGUCAGGCUCCCAUCUCAAAUGCAGGCGCACUGCAACUCUUAUGGUUGGGUUAUCAUUCACCAUCUGUCCAAGAAGCUUUGCAAAAUGUGGAACAUCCGACGGAGGCUAACUUACGUCGCGCAGGCAUGAUAGACGUUUGUUUUGCGAGCACCACGUCUGGCGAAGCAGAGCUGUCAAUGAGGAGUUUAAUUGAUAGUCAGGCAGUUGACCGUAACGAUGGGAUGUAA
Messenger RNA from Suillus subalutaceus, 2079 nucleotides. RefSeq lists its product as uncharacterized. The record is from RefSeq and is a predicted model, not a curated record. NCBI's taxonomy places the organism in Eukaryota, Fungi, Basidiomycota, Agaricomycetes, Boletales, Suillaceae. Bases 1 to 2079 code for a protein of 692 amino acids. The transcript is spliced from 16 exons.